GGAUGAAUCCAUGUAGAUAGAUCUCAUACACAACAUACACACAGUGUAGGUAGGUAGAAGUACAGCUGGAUGGAUGGAUAGAUGGACAGAGGGAGGAAGGGAACUAACUGCAUUAAUGUGCAAUGCAAUUAGCAGAGCGAGCGACCCGUAACUGUGACUGUGAUAUGUACUCCGACCGAGAUCCAUAUGUAUGGAUUGGGUUACAAUAAGAAAUGCAGCCAGAGUCAGUCAGCUGGCAACGCUCACACGUAUGCAGGCAUUGAUGGUAUCAACGGACAAACGUCAGUCAGCAGUCGACUUAGCUUAAGCAAGCGUCCGUCCGUCUUGUCGGUGUGGAUGUCCUGUCUCCCACUCAGUCACUGAUACUUGACGCCUCCCAUAAAGGUCCGUGCGUCGGGGGCCAUCCCUGCACACCACACGAAUGUAAGUAAUGUAAGACACACAAGUACUUGAUGUUCGCAAACAAAGGCAGGCCCUCUUUGCAUAUAGAUGCUGAGUGUGAGUGUGUGUAUGUCAUGUCGUCUGGUCCGUCGUUCCGUGUGUGUGUACCAGAGAAUGAUGCCUGUGAGAAGUCGAAUCCCGGGUGUUCUUCCUGGAACCUCUCCAGCAUGAGCUUCUUCUGCAGCUCCUGCUGCGUGAACGGGUCAACCUCACCCUGACCCUUGAACGCCGACACCCACGUCUCCCCUGCAGCACAACACAACACACACAAGGACUGUCUGCAUGGCAGCUUGCCUUGCGUGUCUGUCUGGCUGACUGACCUUUCUUGACUUUUGACAUGUGUAUGUGCAGCUCGCCGUCCUCUGUGACAGAGGGGAGCGAGUGAAGGGGUAGGCAGGCAAGCAACACACGGGCGCCCCUCUUUCUUUGACUGACUGACCUAUCAUCCAGAAGGAGCUGUCGGUCUCUAUUACACCACCCAAAUCAGCCUGUGUCAACCAACAGACAGACACACAAACCACAAACAGACAGACCACAAACAGACAGACAGACAGACAAGAUGAACGUCUUGUAUGUAUGAGCAGAGAUUUGGUUGGUAUCCAUCUGUCUGUCUGGGCAUACGGACAUCAAGGUAGGGCGGGUUGUCCCUGACGCCGACGGUGAGGUGGUGUGGCUGAAUCUUGAUGUCGAAGUGGUGCUUGGUGACGCCAGGAGGCGGCUGGAUGUACACCGACACCUCAUCCAGACCCUGCUCCCACUCAUACACCGUACGACCUGCAGUCAGUACAGCAGACACAAACAUAGAAGACAGAGAACAGACAGACAGACAGCAGGACAUUCAUCAUGGACGGCGUGCUGCUUGUUGCGUGUGUGAGGCUGUGCUGUGCUGGCCUUGGUGUUGGAAAGGCAGCCUUCCCCUGGCCUUCUCCCUCAGCCUCUUCAGCUCCUGGGGCUCCUCCUCCAUUUCUUAUCAUGCGAUGCACAUGUAUAACUAUCAACUAACUGAUUCAGGACGUCAUUCCCCUUUCAGCCUCUUCCUUGCCUGUACUCUCGCUG
Molecule: messenger RNA, 1497 nt
Organism: Vitrella brassicaformis
Lineage: Eukaryota; Vitrellaceae
Source: the annotation of a GenBank genome assembly